UGUACGUUUUGAUUCAAAUCAGUCAAAAUUUAUUUAUUUUUUUAAGAAUUUAUUUAAGGAAACAAAUACUCUGUGCCGCUAAAAGUGAAAGUAGCUUUGAAAGCUCAACACCAAAACAAAAAACUUCUGAAAAAUCGCAGAGAAACAAUGGACGGCAUAGAGCAUAGAACACUGCAAGUCAAUGGCAUAAGUAUGCAUGUAGCAGAGAAAGGCCAAGGCCCAGUGAUCCUAUUCAUCCACGGUUUCCCUGAGCUAUGGUACUGCUGGCGCCACCAGAUCCACGCACUGGCUUCACUCGGCUACCGAGCCGUCGCACCGGAUCUGCGUGGCUACGGCGACACCGAUGCGCCGGCUUCGCCGUCCGAUUACACUGCCUUCCACGUGGUUGGGGACCUGAUAGCGCUCCUGGACGCCAUAGCUUCCGAUCAGGACAAGGUGUUUGUGGUUGGGCAUGACUGGGGUGCUAUCAUGGCUUGGUAUCUGUGCCUGUUUCGCCCGGACCGAGUGAAGGCCUUGGUGAACAUGAGCGCGGUUUACACGCCCAGAAACCCUGCGAGGAGACCUAUUCAGAGCUUGAAUGCCCUCUAUGGUUCUGACUAUUAUAUCUGCAGAUUUCAGGAGCCUGGAGAAAUAGAAGCUGAGUUUGCCCAGAUUGGUACUGAAAGAGUUAUCAAAGAAAUACUAACAUAUCGUAAUCCAGGUCCACUACACUUGCCUAAAGGGAAAGGAUUUGGAAAUCCUCUGGAUGCUCCGAUUGAAUUGCCUUCUUGGUUGUCAGAGGAAGAGGUUAAGUACUACAUCGCCAAAUAUGAGAAGAAAGGCUUCACUGCGGCAGUGAACUACUACAGAAAUAUAGAUAGAAAUUGGGAACUCAUGGCACCAUGGACCGGAGCUCAAAUCAAAGUUCCAGUUAAGUUUAUUGUGGGAGAUCUUGACCUAGCUUAUAAUGCUCCAGGUGUUAAGGAUUACUUAAACAAAGGCGGGAUCAAGAAAGCUGUGCCACUUCUGGAGGAGUUAGUGAUACUGGAAGGUGUAGCCCACUUCCUCAACCAAGAAAAGCCAGAUGAGAUAAACAAGCACAUUUACGAUUUCUUCAAGAAAUUUUAAGUAUAUUUUAUAUUCUGCUCUGUCUGGUGAAACUCUGGCCUGGUUUUCUGCGUGAUUAUGUCAGUCAAAGUGCUUGUUUAAGUACCCUUUCUGUGUUUGUUUUAAAGGUUUUCAUCAAUGUCAAUUAACCUUAAAUGGUUUUAUUGGUGCUA
This is a messenger RNA of Ziziphus jujuba (common jujube), 1259 nucleotides long. RefSeq lists its product as uncharacterized. Bases 148 to 1107 code for a protein of 319 amino acids. The record is from RefSeq and is a predicted model, not a curated record. Gene Ontology annotation, molecular function: hydrolase activity. The transcript has 3 exons. Lineage: Eukaryota; Viridiplantae; Streptophyta; Magnoliopsida; Rosales; Rhamnaceae.